Molecule: messenger RNA, 180 nt
Organism: Clunio marinus
Lineage: Eukaryota; Metazoa; Arthropoda; Insecta; Diptera; Chironomidae
Source: the annotation of a GenBank genome assembly
AUGACCACACAUUUUUAUGUUGUUGAGAAAAUACUAAAUCUCAAAUCAAUACUUCAAGAUUCAGUGAAGAUUUUAACUCCUCGAGCUAUCAAUGGAGCUGAGAACAUGAAGAUUAUUGUAAUGUUAUCUCAUCAUUUCUUUAUUGAGUUCAUUGAUGAAGGAAAAAUCAACAGCAAAUGA